CUUGCUCCGCCGGGCUCUGUGUACCCUUCUUCUGCCUUCUCAAAAUUCUCUCGCUGAUAAUCCCAAUUUCAAGAUCUUUGGGGAAGAUUGUGGUUGCUGAUUUCAGCUGAGGAAUAAGCAGAAAAAUGAAGAUUUCUGUGAAGACUCUUAAGGGUACACACUUUCAAAUCGAAGUGAAGCCCGAAGAUAAGGUUGAAGAUGUGAAGAAAACCAUCGAGAGUACACAGGGAACCGACAUUUAUCCUGCUGCUCAACUGAUGCUUAUCCAUCAAGGAAAAGUUCUUAAAGAUGGCACAACUCUAGAAGAAAAUAAAGUUGCCGAUAAUAGCUUUGUUGUUGUGAUGAUGACCAAGAAUAAGGGAUCUUCAGGUGAAAGCUCGACAACAUCAAGUGCACCUCCUGUAAAGGCCCCACAAACAAAUGUCUCACCUGCGCCAAGUCCGGCAUCUUCAGUGGCGGCAGCUGCACCUGCACCUGUGCCUGCACCCGCACCCACUCCUGCUCCUGCUUCUGCUCCAGCUCCUGCUGAUGUGUCUGGUGUCUAUGACCAAGCGGCAUCUAAUCUUGUUGCUGGUACCAACCUUGAGGGAACGGUGCAGCAGAUUCUUGAUAUGGGUGGGGGAACUUGGGAUAGAGACACUGUUGUUCGUGCCCUUCGCGCUGCUUACAACAAUCCAGAGAGAGCAGUUGAAUAUCUAUACACUGGCAUCCCUGAAUCAGCUGAAGCUCCACCUGCGUCUGAAAGUGUGCCAACUGGGACUGCUGCUACUGCAGCAGCUCAGCCGCAGCAACCUGCUCAACCGGCAUCUGUACCUUCUAGUGGCCCAAAUGCAAAUCCCCUGGAUCUUUUUCCACAGGGGAUUCCAAGUCCUGGCUCAAACGCUGGUGGUGCAAAUCCCCUUGAUUUCCUCCGUAACAGUCCGCAGUUCCAAGCAUUAAGAGCGAUGGUACAGGCCAACCCACAGAUUCUGCAGCCGAUGCUUGUGGAGCUAGGAAAACAAAACCCUCAAUUGGUGAGAAUGAUUCAGGAUCAUCACGAGGAUUUCCUUCGCCUCAUUAAUGAGCCUGUUGAAGGAGGAGAAGGCAACAUACUGGAGCAGCUUGCUGGGGGGAUGCCACAGACCUUAACAGUUACAGUCGAGGAACGGGAAGCCAUUGAGAGACUCGAAGCAAUGGGAUUUGAUCGAUCUAUCGUGCUGGAGGUGUUCUUUGCUUGCAACAAGAAUGAGGAGUUGGCAGCAAACUACCUCUUGGAUCAUGGUCACGAGUUCGAGGAGGGACAAUAAGAAGUAAUUCAAGAUAAUUCUUCCCCUCAGGCUUCUUCAACCUAGAACAAUAUUAUAUGUUCUUUCCUAUCUUGCCUGGACUGUGCUCUUCUUUAAUUACUGGACUUGUCUUGUUUGGACAUGGUGAGCCUUUUCACCACUUCAGAGGAUUUUAUAGCACUAAGAAUGCACUUUACCUUUUUUUUUAGCUUCCAUUUAAUGUCAAGAUCCAACUAGAUGUUUAUAUUAUCCAUCUUAAAAUCA
Andrographis paniculata is the source of this 1529-nucleotide messenger RNA. Its product is annotated as ubiquitin receptor RAD23c-like. The record is from RefSeq and is a predicted model, not a curated record. Gene Ontology annotation, cellular component: nucleoplasm; cytosol. Gene Ontology annotation, molecular function: damaged DNA binding; ubiquitin binding; proteasome binding. Bases 126 to 1286 code for a protein of 386 amino acids. Gene Ontology annotation, biological process: proteasome-mediated ubiquitin-dependent protein catabolic process; nucleotide-excision repair. Lineage: Eukaryota; Viridiplantae; Streptophyta; Magnoliopsida; Lamiales; Acanthaceae. The transcript is spliced from 12 exons.